Molecule: messenger RNA, 5904 nt
Organism: Sciurus carolinensis (gray squirrel)
Lineage: Eukaryota; Metazoa; Chordata; Mammalia; Rodentia; Sciuridae
Gene: Sack1h
Product: family with sequence similarity 83 member H
Exons: 5
Coding region: 460-4575 (1371 amino acids)
Biological process (GO): intermediate filament cytoskeleton organization; positive regulation of cell migration; protein localization to cytoskeleton
Cellular component (GO): keratin filament
Molecular function (GO): keratin filament binding
Source: RefSeq, a predicted model, not a curated record
GGGUGGGGGUGCUGGGUGCCGCCCAGGCAGGACCAGGCACGCCACUGUGCACUGCGUCUAGCUGCUACGCCGCCUCCGGUUUCUCAGUCUCCCUCCCAGUCUGGCCAGCAAGGCCUGUGGCCCAUAAGUCCUGUACCCUGUGUCAGCACGUUAGUCAGCCUUCUCGUCCUGGGCGAGCCACCGCGCCGCCGAGUCCCUAUAAACUCCUGGUGUGGCCCAGCCCUGCUGAGUGGGCCUGUGAGGCCCACAGGCAGAGCCAGGAGCUGCGUGCUGCGGGUGCCGGCCAAGGGGCAGGGCAAGCACUUGGGACAGCAGGAGCCAAGGGCUGAUCGUGGCAGGGGAGCAAGCAGCCCCUGUGGCCUCUUGGAUGCCCUGAGCUGCCUACUGAGGUGGCCAGUCGAUGAGCCGGCCUGCCCCGGGGAGCAGACACCUGGUGAAAGAGGCGCUGGAUCCAGGGCCAUGUCUGGAAAGCGGGGUCGAGCUCGAAAAACCCGAGGCAGGAGGGCGGGCAGGGCCCCGCAGGCAGCCAAGCAGCAGGGCCCCCAGGCUGAGCCCCCGCCCCCCGCCACAGGGGGCCCUUGGGACCAGGCGGGGGUGGCCUCUACAGGGCACGUGACCAGCACCCAUCUGGCUCCCCAGGGACACCCCAGGGCAGCCAGGACAGAGCAGCCACAGGCACCCUGGAGGCCAGUGCAGGCCAUUGCUGUGGGGUCCGAGCAGGUGCUGGUCCUCCCUGAGCACAUGGAGGGCCACGGAGCAGGGGGCCCCAUGCCGGCCCUGGGCCCUGAACUGCUAAGGCUCCAUGAGGUCCAGUUGUGCCUGGCCCAGGAGCAGCUGCUGUUGGAGGAUCGGAGACGGCAGGUCCAGCUGCAGAUGCAGCUGUGGCAGGAGGAACAGCUGUGGCUGCAGCAGCUGCAGGAGGAGCAGCUGUGGCUGCAGCAGCUGCAGGAGCAGCAGGCCUGGGUGCACAUGGAGGGGCUGCAGCUGGCUGUGGCCUUGGAGCAGCUCCGGAGUGAGGGUCUAGAGGCACUGCAGACUCACGGCCAGGCUCCUGGCCCAAACAUGGCUCGUCGCUCCCAGAGUUCCUCACAGGGGGACAACCCACUGGCACCUGGGUACCUGCCACCUCACUACAAAGAGUACUACCGCCUGGCAGUGGAUGCGUUGGCUGAGGGUGGGCCAGAAGCCUACAACCGCUUCCUGGCUACAGAGGGGGCACCCGACUUCCUGUGUCCUGAAGAGCUAGAGCAUGUGAACCGCCACCUACAGCCCCCGCAGCAUGCUGCCCGGGAGCCCCCUGAAGGCAGCCCUCCUGAUGUGGAUAUGGAUGGCUCCUCAGGCACAUACUGGCCAGUGAACUCAGACCAGGCAGUUCCUGAGCUUGACCUGGGCUGGCCCCUGACCUUCGGCUUCCAGGGCACUGAGGUCACCACGCUGGUGCAGCCACCGCCACCUGACAGCCCCAGCAUCAAGGAUGAAGCUCGCAGGAUGAUCCGCUCUGCCCAGCAGGUGGUGGCCGUGGUGAUGGACAUGUUCACUGAUGUGGACUUGCUCAGCGAAGUGCUGGAGGCUGCUGCACGCCGAGUCCCCGUCUACAUACUGCUGGAUGAGAUGAAUGCACAGCACUUCCUGGACACGGCGGAAAAGUGCCGAGUCAACCUGCACCACGUAGACUUCCUGCGUGUGCGCACUGUGGCUGGCCCCACCUAUUAUUGCCGCACUGGGAAGUCUUUCAAGGGCCACGUGAAAGAGAAGUUCCUGCUAGUAGACUGUGCCGUGGUGAUGAGCGGAAGCUACAGCUUCAUGUGGUCCUUCGAAAAGAUCCACCGCAGCCUGGCACACGUGUUCCAAGGAGAGCUGGUCUCCAGCUUCGAUGAAGAGUUCCGCAUCCUCUUCGCACAGUCCGAGCCCUUGGUGCCCUCAGCUGGGGCGCUGGCGCGCAUGGACACCUACGCCCUGGCUCCAUACUCCGGGGCUGGGCCUCUGGUGGGCAUCCCUGGGGCGCCAACCCCUUUCUCCUUCCCUAAACGGCCACACCUGAUGUUCCCUCCGCCCCGGGAAGAAGGCCUGGGUUUCCCCUCCUUCGUGGACCCAGAUCGCCACUUCCUUUCGGCCUUCCGCAGAGAAGAGCUGCCCCGGAUGCCGGGGGGCGCCCUGGAGCCGCACGCAGGGAUGCGGCCACUGUCACGGCGGCUGGACACAGAGGUAGGGCCCAGCGGGGAGUUCGGGGGCCCGCGGGGCUUCUUCCAGGCGCGACACCUGGAGAUGGACGCCUUCAAGCGACACAGCUACGCAGCUGCUGACGGCGCAGGCGCUGUGGAGAAUUUCGCGGCUGCGCGGCAGGUGUCCCGACAGACGUUCCUCAGUCACGGGGACGACUUCCGUUUCCAGACCAGCCACUUCCACCGUGACCAGCUCUACCAGCAGCAGUACCAGUGGGAUCCCCAGUUUGCACCCACGCGCCCGCAGGGCCUGUUCGAGAAGCUUCGCGGUGGCCGCCCCGGCUUUGCUGACCCAGAGGACUUGGCGCUGGGCGGCGGGCCGCGCUUCCCUGAGCUCGGCCCGGAUGUGCAGCAGCGGCUGGAAUAUGUGCCUUCCAGCGCCUCGCGCGAGGUGCGCCACGGCUCAGACCCCGUCUUCGGGCCUGGCCCUGGUGGCCUGGAACCCGGCGGGGCCCCGCGCGCCAACCUGGGCCAGCGUUUCCCGUGCCAAGCGGUGGCGAGGCAAGGCCCGGACACCGCUCCGGAGGCAGAGCCCGAGCGCAGGGCCGGGCCUGAGGGGCGAGCCGGGCUGCGACUCUGGCGCCUCGCCUCUUACCUCGGCGGAGGCCAGGAGGACGUGGGUGAGGAGGGCCUGCCCACGCCCAUGGAAGCCGACGUCUACGAAGACGACGUGCUGGCUCCUGGGAGCCGGGCGCCCUUCCGUGUCCCUGCGGCCUUGCCAGGCAAGGGCUUGUGGCCAGGCUCGGGCAGUGGUGGCGGCGAGAGCUCAGAGCGUGAGGGCACAGAGGAAGCAGGCCUGGUCAAGCAGGAUUCCUUCCGCUCACGCCUAAACCCGCUCAUCCAGCGCAGCUCCAGGCUGCGCUCCUCACUUAUCUUCGCGCAGGCGCAGGCUGAAGGCUCUGGAGGUGCCACAACUGCCACCACUGAGAAGGUGCAGUUGCUGCACAAGGAGCAAACAGUCAGCGAGACGCUGGGGCCCAGUGGAGAGGCCAUGCGCUCCACCGCCUCUGCUAAAGUGGCCGAGCUGCUGGAGAAAUACAAGGGUCCAGCCCGUGACCCAAGUGCUGGGGGAGGUGCGGUCACUGUCUCCAGCCACAGCAAAGCUGUCAUGUCCCAAGCCUGGCGGGAAGAGGUGACAGCACCACCAGGCGCAGCAGGGAGUGAGCACCGCAGCCUGGAGAGCUGCCUGCUUGACUUGCGUGAUUCCUUUGCCCAAAGGCUACACCAGGAAGCAGAGCGGCAGCCUGGAGCCGCUUCACUCACUGCUGCACAGCUUCUUGACACGCUGGGGCGGAGUGGCGCUGACCGCUUGCCCUCCCGUUUCCUCUCUGCCCAGGGCCACUCCAGCUCUCCGCAGAGGCGGGACAGCCCCUCUCCAGAAGGGCCUGCUGCACACCAGGUGCCCCUUUCUGAGCCAAAAGGGAGCCCCACCUCGGCCUACCCAGAGCAAAAGGGGAGCCCCACGCCAGGGUUAUCCAAUCGGAGAGGCAGUCCAACUCCAGGAUUUAUUGAACAGAAGGGGAGCCCCACCUCGACCUAUCCAGAACGCAGGGGUAGCCCAGUGCCCCCUGUGCCUGAGCGCAGGGGCAGCCCAGUGCCCCCUGUGCCUGAGCGCAGGGGCAGUCUCACCCUUGCCUUGUCUACUGAGUCUCCUAAGGUUGGGAGCACCGAGGAGGUGGCCGGAGGCCCUAUGGAAGUCCUGCGCAAAGGCUCCCUGCGUCUCAGGCAGCUGCUGAGCCCCAAGAGUGAGCGUCGUGGGGAGGAAGAGGGCAGCUUCCCAGUGCCACAGGAGAAUGGGCAGCCAGAGAGUCCCCGGCGGCCAUCUCUGGGCCGAGGUGAUAGCACAGAGGCUGCUGCAGGGGACGAGCGGGGUCCAAGGGCACGGCUGUCUUCAGCCACGGCCAAUGCCUUAUACAGCAGCAACCUACGAGAUGACACAAAGGCCAUUCUGGAGCAGAUCAGCGCCCAUGGUCAGAAGCACCGUGGAGCUCCAGGCCCGGGCCCGGCCCACAGCAGCCCUGAGCUGGGCCACUCGCCAGCUGCUGGAGGCCUGGCCCCAGACAUGUCCGACAAGGACAAGUGUUCGGCCAUCUUCCGAUCGGACAGUCUGGGUACGCAAGGACGGCUGAGCCGCACACUGCCUGCAAGUGCAGAGGAACGGGACCGCCUGCUGCGCCGCAUGGAGAGCAUGCGCAAGGAGAAGCGUGUCUACAGCCGCUUCGAGGUCUUCUGCAAAAAGGAAGAAGCCGGUGGUUCUGGGGCAGGGGAUGACCUGGCAGAGGAGGACACCAGAGACAGCAAGGUGGGCAAGUUCAUGCCCAAGAUCCUGGGUACACUCAAAGGCAAAAAGUGAGUGGCCCAGCAGCCCAGCCCAGGGUGCUGCGUCACUGCCACCCUGCGCCCGCUGGGCAGGGAGCUCCGUGGCCCUGUGUUUGAGAGGCGACCAGCAUCCCUUACACCAGAGCAGCUGAGGGGCUGGGUGGACUGGACCCGCUGGAGCUCAGCUGUACGUGGGGCUCCCCGGUAGCUGCCUGCCUCUCCCCCACUCUCCUCCCUGGGCUUUCAGUCCUCAGCCAGGCGCCUGUGUUCACAGUUCUCCCUCCUGCCUCCACCGUCUCCUCGGACCUUCACUCGCCUCAGGGAUCUUUCUCUGUGCCUCUGUCCUGCUUUCAGGGACCUGACACUGUGUGUCUCUGAUCCCCCUCUCUUGGGGCCUUUUGUCUCCUCAGGGAUUCCGUUUUCAGGGUACCCUUCUCAGACUUCUGAAUCUGCUGCAGCCCACUCCACACCUGCCUCUCUCCUGUCCUUCGCCAGGGCUCACUUCCCUGCUCGGGCCCCAUCUCCUCGCUGCCUCAGGGCACCUUCUUGGUGUCCAUCCUCUUGCUCUGGGGGAGGCAGGACUGGUUGCAGACAGUGUUGUAGGACCCAAAGGAAGCUCCUCUUGGGGUGACAGGGUAGGCUUCUGGGAAGGAGGGAUGCAGGGGACCCCAGAGGGGCUGCCCUGCCAAGUCUGCCCUUCCUACAGCACAGCCCUGGGAGGUGUGGGGAGGCGUUAGAGGGGAGCCCUGGGCUCAUCGACAUAAUAAAGAGUCUGGACUGACACCCUGAAGCCAGUCUCACUAAGUGUCCCCCAAACAGGCACCCCACCCCGAGGGCAGGAUGUGGAGUGCUGGUCCUCCAGGCGAGGCAGCAGGCAGCGUGUGGUGGGCCUGAGCCCAGCCACCUUCCCCAGGGCAUGGCUCCUAGGCAUCCCUGCGUGGCGUGACCCUUGCCCUGCGGGUGCCCAGCAGGCACCCUGGCCUUGGUCCUUUCCUGUUUCAUCACCAACUUGCAGAAUCUGCCCAAGACCCUCCAGGUCACCAUUCUUCUGUCUUUUUCCAUCUCCAUUAAUUUGUUUUUUGGGGGUACCAGGAAUUGAACCCAGGGGUACUUUACCACUGAGCCACAACCUCAGUCCUUUUAAAUUUGAACCCAGGGCCUUGUGCUUGUGAGGCAAGCACUCUACCAACUGAGCUAUAUCCCCAGCCCCUUGAGGCUGGCUUUGAACUCUCGAUCCUCCCACCUCAGCCUCCUGAGCCACUGGGAUUAAAGCUGUGCCCAGCUCCAUUAAAUAAUUUUAACUGAUUGGGAAUGACAUGUUUUACCACCAAAUGAUUAGAAAAGCCCCCACUAUUAGGGGCUA